AUGGGCUUCUCCGCCCUGAUCGCCAGCGCCCUGUGCACCUUCCUGCUGCCGUUGCUGCUGUUUCUGGCCGCCGUCAAGCUCUGGGACCUGUACUGCGUGAGCGGUCGCGACCCCAGCUGCCCGCUCCCGCUGCCCCCGGGCACUAUGGGUCUCCCUUUCUUUGGGGAGACGCUGCAGAUGGUACUGCAGAGACGGAAAUUCCUGCAGAUGAAGCGGAGGAAAUACGGCUUCAUCUACAAGACUCACCUCUUCGGGCGGCCCACCGUGCGGGUGAUGGGCGCCGAAAACGUGCGGCACAUCCUGCUGGGCGAGCACCGGCUCGUCUCCGUGCAGUGGCCCGCCUUAGCAGCUGAGGUUAUGUCCUCUUCCUCCUUUCCUCCUCCUCGUCCCCCGGGGCAGGUGAUCAUGCGGGCCUUCUCUCGAGACGCCCUGCAGCACUACGUGCCCGUCAUCCAGGAGGAGGUGAGCGCCUGCCUGGCGAGGUGGCUGGGAGCCGCCGGGCCCUGCCUGCUGGUGUACCCCGAGGUGAAGCGCCUCAUGUUUCGCAUUGCCAUGAGGAUCCUGCUGGGCUUCCAGCCCCGCCAGGCCAGCCCCGACGGCGAGCAGCAGUUGGUGGAAGCCUUUGAGGAGAUGAUCCGCAAUCUUUUCUCCCUCCCCAUCGAUGUGCCUUUCAGCGGGCUCUACCGGGGCUUGCGGGCACGCAAUAUCAUCCACGCCAAGAUUGAGGAGAACAUCCGUGCCAAGAUGGCCCGCAAGGAGCCUGAGGGUGGCUACAAGGAUGCGCUGCAGUUGCUGAUGGAGCACACCCAGGGCAACGGGGAGCAGCUCAACAUGCAGGAGCUAAAGGAAUCUGCCACAGAGCUGCUGUUUGGGGGCCAUGAAACCACUGCUAGUGCUGCCACAUCGCUGAUUGCCUUCCUAGGGCUCCACCACGAUGUCCUGCAGAAAGUGAGGAAAGAGCUGCAGGCAAAGGGGUUACUGUGCAGUCCCAACCAAGAGAAGCAGCUGGACAUGGAGGUCUUGGAGCAGCUGAAGUACACGGGCUGUGUCAUCAAAGAGACCCUCAGGCUGAGCCCGCCUGUUCCCGGAGGAUUUCGAAUCGCGCUCAAGACCCUUGAACUAAAUGGUUAUCAGAUCCCUAAAGGUUGGAAUGUUAUUUACAGUAUCUGUGAUACGCAUGAUGUGGCAGAUCUCUUUACCAACAAGGAUGAAUUUAACCCCGAUCGCUUCAUGUCUCCAUCUCCAGAGGAUUCCUCUAGGUUCAGUUUCAUUCCUUUUGGCGGGGGCUUGAGGAGCUGCGUGGGCAAAGAGUUUGCAAAAGUGCUUCUAAAAAUAUUUACAGUGGAGUUGGCUCGGAGCUGUGACUGGCAGCUGCUGAACGGACCUCCUACAAUGAAAACAGGGCCUAUAGUGUACCCUGUGGACAAUCUGCCUACCAAAUUCAUAGGUUUCAGCGGCCAAAUCUGAGAUCUCAACGUUUGCCUCCGGCUGGAUUUCUAUAUAGCAUCUAAUACGUACAUAGUAACUUUUUAUAGUAAAAAGGGCCUUUAAAUAUUUAAACUUGUAAAUGUACAAUAGUUAUUUAUGUCUUCUAAAUAUUUCAGAAGGCUAUGAUAUUUUUUCCCCAAGCACUACAAUUAUGGGUCUCUGAUUCAUAAUUAGAUAAUGUUAUUUCUAUAGAAAUAAGUUUUCCCCUAUUUAAAAAUCCUAUUUGAAAGCUGGCCAACUAAGCAUUUGAAGACAUUUCAUGAUGGUGUAUGUAUUAAGAAAUAUUCUUAAAGGCAUUUGAAAUAAUGGUAACUAGCUACUCAUCCGAAUUACCUAAAAUGGUUGUUGUUUGAGAAUGUUUUCAGUAUUAUGUGUGUCUAGAUCUUAUGUUUAAUAUGUGAAUUUUAAGUUUGAUAAUAAAGUUUAUUUUUUAUGA
Merops nubicus (carmine bee-eater) is the source of this 1924-nucleotide messenger RNA. Its product is annotated as cytochrome P450 26A1. The transcript has 7 exons. The coding region runs from base 1 to 1467 and encodes 488 amino acids. Gene Ontology annotation, biological process: sterol metabolic process. NCBI's taxonomy places the organism in Eukaryota, Metazoa, Chordata, Aves, Coraciiformes, Meropidae. The record is from RefSeq and is a predicted model, not a curated record. Gene Ontology annotation, molecular function: monooxygenase activity; oxidoreductase activity, acting on paired donors, with incorporation or reduction of molecular oxygen; heme binding.